CACCCUUUACUCCAGCACACUCUCACAAGCAGUGUCUGCCCCGCACCUUUGCACCGAGCCGGCGGCGCGCGAGCCCGCCCACCCGCCCGCGGUGAGAAGCACGGGGUGCGCGCCCGGAGCGGGGACGAGCGCCGUGGGUGGAGGAGCCGGCGCUGCUGUCCGUAUCUGUGCGUUCGUCUGCGAUCGAGCGAGACAGAGGCGGGUAGCUGCGAUGGGUCUGGUGGGGGCGAGCCGCGGUGUCCGCCUGCUCUCUGCCGGAGUCUUGCUCCUGGUCCUGCCCCAGCGAGCCGCCUUGGCGUCCGGACCCAAGGCUUGUACACCGAAUGACUAUCGCUUUCAGUACACGGAAUGUGACAGCACGGGGUCGCGGUGGAGGGUUGCCAUUCCCAACGAAAACAAGAAGUGUGCGGGAUUGCCCGAGCCGAUCAAGGGCCGUGAGUGCUCUUUCUCCUGUGCAUCCGGGGAGUUCUUAGAUUUGUCGAGCCAGACCUGCAAAAAAUGUUCUGCAGGCACUUACUCCCUGGGCAGUGGCGUCAGGUUCGACGAGUGGGACAACCUACCACCGGGCUUUUCCACAGUGUCUACGUUCAUGGACGACAGAGACAGCACCGCCAACAAUGGUGUCAACUGUAGCUUGUCAUCGUGGAUUCCCCAAGGCAGUUACAUCGUCUCCAACCGAGACGACUGCACAGUCUCGCUCAUCUACUCAGUGCAUCUGAAGAAGUCCGGGAGUGUUUCCUUUGACUAUCAGUAUGUGGACAACAGCAUCUUCUUUGAGUUUUUUGUUCAGAACGAUCAAUGCCAAGACACGGAAUCCACUGAACAGAAGUGGAUGCGUUUAACCGAGAGGGAUGAAUGGACGAGGCACUCGGUGGAUUUGAAAACGGGCACAAACGUUCUGUACUGGCGAACAACAGGAAUCCUUGUCGGUGAAAAACUGGCCAAGCGAGUUCUGCUCAAGGACAUCUACAUUGAAGGUGUUGCCUACACUUCAGAGUGUUUUCCGUGCAAACCUGGGACUUACAGCAAUGCGUCGGGCUUGUCUGUCUGCAAGCCUUGCCCCAGAAACACCUUCUCGGGAAGGGGAGCGAGCGCCUGCCAGAAGUGCAAUGAGGUGCUGCAGUUUUCAGAGGAAGGUUCAAGUAAAUGCCAGGACCGCCCACCCUGUUCAAAGAAAGACUUCUUUCAAAUCCACACUCAAUGUGACAGUGAGAGAAAGACCCAGGUGAUGUACAAGUGGAUAUCUCCGAAGCUUUGCAGAGACGACAUCCCGAAAGCGAUGAAGCUCCCUCCGUCUGGGCAGAAGCAGCCUUGUCCUCCGUGUAACCCUGGCUUUUACAACAACAACACCUCAAGCUGCGUCCCUUGCCCCUCGGCCACCUACUCGGAUGGGAUGAAUUCAUGCAAGCAGUGCCCAGCCGGGACGGAGCCCGUGUUGGGCUUUGAGUAUAAGUGGUGGAAUGUGCUGCCCUUCAAUAUGAAAACCUCGUGCUUCAACGUGGCCAAUACCAAGUGUGAUGGAAUGAAUGGCUGGGAGGUAGCUGGAGAUCACAUUCACAGUGGAAUAGGAGGCUCUGACAACGACUACCUCAUAUUAAGUCUGCACAUCCCCGGCUUCAGCUCACCGAUAUCGACGGCUAAUUCUGCGGGGUCAGAGAUCGGGAGGAUCACCUUUGUCUUUGAGAUGCGAUGUACCAAAGCCUGUGAACUCUACUUCAUGGUGGACAUUAACAGAAAGUCCACCAACGUCGUUGAGUCCUGGGAAGGCACCAAAGAGCGGCAGUCUUACACUCACGUCAUCACUAAGAAUGCGGCUGUGACCUACACCUGGGCUUUCCAACGCACCAGCUCUGCACAGGAGCAACGAAUGUACCUAAAUGACUACGCGAAGAUCUACUCCAUUGUGGUGAAUAAUGCAGCCAACGGUGUGGGGCUGGCCUGCAGGCCGUGUGCGCUGGGCUCGGACCAGAGCAGCUCCUCCUGCGUCCCCUGUCCUUCCGGAUAUUACAUCAACAAAAGCACGAGCAAGUGUGUGGAGUGUCCCGCUGACACCUACCUCUCGCCCCACCACGUCUACGGAGUGGAGUCCUGCAUUCCUUGUGGUAAAGGGAGCAGAAGUAACAAGGAUCACUCCGUUUGCUUCAGCGAUUGUUCUUACGUGCAUUCCUUGGAGAACCACACUUUGACAUUCGAAUUCAGCGGCCUUAGUGGCGUCUCCUCCUUAAUGAACGGACCCAGCUUUACAUCCAGGGGGACAAAGUAUUUUCACUUCUUUAACAUCAGUUUAUGUGGAAAUGAGGGAAAGAAGACCGCAAUAUGCUCAGACAACGUUACCGACGUGACUUUGCAGGAUGUACAGAGCGACUCCAGUGACUUCACCAGUGACAUCAGGUCUUUUCUCUGCCAGUCAACUAUCAUCCCUUCAGAUGGGAGGAGCUUCAGAAAAGCCCUGUCAUCUCAGUCUAUAAGCUUGGGUGAUAUCUUUCUAGGAGCAAGUGUUGAAACGUCAAUGCACAACAUUACAGCAAGACCAGACCACUUCCCCCUUCCUCCAACCAACGUACCGGACAUCCACUUCUUCUACGUGUCGUCGAUGUCGACCACCUCUUGUGAAAGUGAACGUGGAGCAGUGGUGACCAUGAGAUGCAAUCCAGCAAAGGCUGGGCGAGGAGAAAUCUCUGUACCAAGUAAUUGUCCUGGAGGGACGUGUGAUGGAUGCAUUUUCCAUUUCCUGUGGGAGAGUGCAGAGGCCUGCCCCCUGUGUACCAGCAACGACUACCAUGAGAUUGAAGGAGCCUGCAGAGGUGGAGUUCAGGAAACGACAUAUGUGUGGAAGGAGCCAAAAGUGUGCAACAAAGGGGAGACGCUGCCCAACAAAAGCAUAGCCAACUGCGAGAUGAUAGACUUCUGGCUGAAGGUGGUCGUAGGAAUUGGUGCCUUCACUGCAGUCCUGCUUGUAAUCUUAACGUGCUACUUCUGGAAGAAGAACAAGAAACUGGAGUACAAGUAUUCCAAGUUGGUGAUGAACGCAAACUCAAGGGAAGGGGAGCUCCCAGCAGCUGAUAGCUGUGCUAUAAUGGAAGGUGAAGAUAAUGAAGAGGAUGUGGUCUAUUCCAAUAAACCUUCAUUGCUCGGGAAGCUGAAGUCAUUAGCUUCAAAGGAUAAAGAGGAUAUUUUUGAGUCUGUUCAACUCAAGCCCCCAAGAUCUCAUAAUAUAUGAAGAUUAAAGAUCGUUUCAGAAACGGCAGUAAUUCCUCCUGUGGCGUGUGGAAGCAUACGUCAAGCACAAAUGACGUGGAUGACAAGACUUCUUAAACAUUACUGUCGCUGGAAUGCCUCUCAAAAGAACCAUUUGCAGACAAUUCCUGUUUGAUUGCCUUAUUGUGCUAGAUGGAAGGGGUCUUGGACCAGAGUUGCCAACAUGGUCAAUGCCUCUGGUUGCCAAACUGACAACAUAUAUCUCAGGAAGAGCUUACAAAAUUCUUAGUAAUUGUUCAUUGGAUAUUUGUGUUUACCUUUUCAUUGUGAUUUCUGUAAUUUUCAAGGUUAUUCUGUUUUAUGCUGCUUUUGCAGUUAACGACAAUAUUCCACAUUGAAAAGAAAUUAAAAUACUGCAAUUAUAAAUCCUAUUGUUCAAAAUUCCCCAUCGUUAAUUAUAUUUAUGCUGUGCAGAACAGCAAAUGAACUGCGAUCUAAUUAAUAUUAAUUAUAUUGUUUACAUCACUGAACCAUGUGUAAUGGUUUUGAUAUACAGCCCCUUCCUUUCAGAAUGAAGAUAAUGGUUUAUUAACGGAACACUCUGCACUGGAAAGGUGUUUUCCACAUUACUGUUUUGUAGCUCAUUUUAAAACUUGGAUGUUUGUUACAAAUUAUGACCGGUCUGUGUUUCUGUCUAACCGUGCUCUCCCUGCCUCUCAUUCAGUUACCCUUGCCAUUUGAGUUUUUUCUUUAAGUAAGUUUUCAUGCUUUGCAAUUCUGAUUUUUUUCCCCACCCUCCCCAGUUUCGCCACAAAGGCAAAUGGAACCUGUUUACAUUUUUGAAACAAAUUUGGAUCAUGUGCCAUGAAAUUUUAAAUCGAAAAGCAAAAAGAAACUUGAAGAUGCAGGAAGUCUGAAACCAAAACAGAAAAUGUUUUGAUACUCAGCAGAAACGAGGAAAUCUGCAGAUGCUGGAAAUCCGAGCAACACACACAAAACGUUGACAGAACUCAGCAGGCCAGGCAGCAUCUGUGGAAAUGAGUGCAGUCGAUGUUUCGGGCCGAAGGAUACACAGCAGGUCAGGCGGUUUCUGAGAAGAGAAUAAGAGUUAAUGGCGUAAGUCGGAGACCUUCUUGAUGAAAAGUCAUCAAGCUGGAACGUCAAUUCUGAUGAAAAGUCAUUCUUACUCUCGUUCUCCCUUCAUGGGUCUACCUGAUUCACUGAGUAUUUUGAAUUUUCUUUUAUAUUUUAGAAAUGUUAAAAAGCAAUUUUGAUGGCAUCAACACCAAAAUAUUGUUACUCAUUUUCAAUUCAUAGAAACAUAGAAAACCUACAGCACAAUACAGGCAUUUUGGCCCACAAAGCUGUGCCAAACAUGUCCUUACCUUAGGCAUUACCUAGGGUUACCCAUAGCCCUCUAUUCAAUGAAAGAAAAAUAAUAUUAAGAAUUGGGUUUACUGAAAAGUACAGCAGGUGAAAUAACUGGAAUGAUUCCUUAGAAUUCUUAUCGAGAAACACAAACUAAUAUCCAUAAAGUUUUGAGAGAAAUCUGAGAGAGAAAAGUGAAGCCCCACCUUGGUUGUUAAAUUAAAUGCUACAUUUCACUAUGUUUUGAUGUACAUGCGAUAAAUAAAUCUGACUCUGAAUCUGAAAUUUUGGAAGCUAGUGCACUAUUUUCGUGCUGUGAGUGCUACUGUAACAGUGAUCAUGAUAUAACAAUACUUCCACCCCCCCUCCCCGGGUUUGGUCAAAGACCCCUGUGAUAAGCAUUAACUCUCCUGCAGAACUAUCCCAAAGAAGGGUCUCAGCCUGAAACUGUUUAUUCAUUUCCAUAGAUGCUACCUAUCUGCUGAGUUCGUCCAACAUUUUUGUGUGUGUUCACUUUCGAUUUCCAGCAUCUGCAGAAUCCCUUGCGUUUAGCAUUGGAUCUGUUUCUCUGCUUUGAGUGAAGUAUCCAUGCAAAUUAAUGCAAACAGGGAGAAAACUUUUUGUGAAACACAGACAUCAUCCUUUAAUUGCAGGAGCUGCUUGAUGAGUGAACUUGCCAGGGGGCUUUCCUUAUGGAGUCAUACCUUUGAUGGCCACCGGGAGGCAGCAAUGCGCUUUAAAGCCAUUUCCUGCACCAGACCCGUGAAUGAAACACCCUGAUGUGGCGAGGUCCAUGCGGUGGCUGUCUGUCUCCCCACGUUAAACAAAAACACGCACAAGCGUUCUCCAUGACGGGGAAAAAAACCCCAUUGGUAUAGAGAUUCCCAACCUUUUUUAUGCCAUGGACCCCGAAGUAGACCUCUGCUGAUGGACUGCAUUAGCUUUCACAACAGACUAUAUCUGAUGGCAUGAAUAUCGAUUUCUCCUUCUGGUAGACAACACCCCCCCCCUUCUUUUUCCUACUCUGAUCUUUCAUUUCUUCUCACCUGCAUAUUACUUCCCCCGGGUCCCCUUCUCCUAUUGUCCACUCUCUCCUGUCAGAUUCUUUCUUCUCCAGCCUUUGACCUUUCUCACCCACCUGACUUCACCUAUCACCUUCCAGCUAGCCUCUUACCUCUACCCCCCCACCUUUUUAUUCUGGCAUCUUCCCCCUUCCUUCUCAGUCAGGAUGGCUGUGUGCGUGGUAGGUCAUGUCUAACUAAUCUUAUAGAGUUAUUCAAAGAAGUUACCGGGAAAGUUGAAGGCAAGGCAGUGGCUGUUGUCCACAUGGACUUUAGCAAGGUAUUGGCUAGAUCCUGCGUGGGAGGUUGAAACGUCAACUGUUUACUCUUUUCCAUAGAUGCUGCCUAACCUGCUGAGUUCCUUCAACAUUUUGUGUGUGUUGCUCCAGAUUUCCAGCAUCUGCAGACUUUCUUGUGUUUGUGCGUGACUUUAUAUGAGUGGGUAACUCUUAAAGAACUUAUUUUUUUUAUAUAGAAAUAAUUUGACAGACCAAAAUAUUCCCAUUUGCUCAUUUUGAUAAUCUUCAAUUCUGACAAUAUUAUCUGUUUACAUUAUGAAUGAAAUGGUGGUUUGAUAUUUUAAAACUGUGAAAUAGUUUUGCACAAUUUCAAUAUGAAAUGUUCCUUUGAAUUGUACAGGUGGGUUACUGAUAAAAGAACACUGAGGAUUUCUGUAUAUUUAAGGUACAAUGUUGCAGGGAAGAACAAAACUUUGAAAAUUGAGCUACUUUGGGGUGUAUCGGUUCUAGACUGUAACGAUUCUCGGACCACCAAGGGAAUGUAUUUUUGACAUAAUGCUGUAUAAACCAAUGAGUUGUAGAAUGAGACUGGAAUAAAUAAUCUGGUUGAAAUGUUGGGUUUGAUUUGGGGAAACACAGAACACUGGUAAUGUUUGUCACAAGCUGGAAGUGAAGAAUGAUGUAUUGAAUGCACGAUUCGUGUAAGCUUUCUGUCUGACUGAAAGAGAGAGAGCCAUUCAGUGCCAAUAUUAAUUUACUUUACACACACCCACAAACUUAAUUAGACAGGGGAGAGGUUGAGUUACCACUUUUGUUAGAGAACAAUUUGAAAAUCUGACAUUCAUCACAUCAAAUGUAACCAUUGUGAGAAAUUAGUCUCAGUGGCUGCUUUAUUAGGUAUAGGAGUGGAACCUGAUGUGAUCUUCUGCUGUUGUAGCCCAUCUGCUUCAAGGUUUGACAUGUUGUGCAUUCAGAGAUGCUCUUCUGCACACCACUGUUGUAACAUGUGGUUAUUUGAGUCACUGUCAGCUUGAAACAUUCUGGCCAUUCUCCUCUGACCUCUCUCAUUAACAAGGCAUUUUCACCCACAGAACCGCCAUUCACUGAAUGUUUUUCGUUUUCUUCACCACUCUCUGUAAACUCUAGAGACUGUAGUACUUGAAAAUCCCAGAUCAGCAGUUUCUGAGAUACUCAAACCACCCCAUCUGACACCAACAAUCAUUCCACAGUUAAUUUCACUUAGAUCACAUAUCUUCCCCAUUCUGAUGUUAGAUCUGAACAACAACAGAGCCUCUUGACCAUGUCUGCAUGCUUUGAAACACUGAGUUUCUGUCACCUGAUUGGCUGAUUAGAUACUUGCAUUAAUGAGCAGGUGUACAGGUGUACCUACUGAUUGUAUUUACCUUGGCCUUGUGUUUAUUUCUAAAUAAGUUUACUCAUCACUGUACCGAAUUAUAAACAUUUAUAAAUAUGUUGCUUUAAAAAUAUUUCCUGAUUGAUUUAAGUGGUAACUUGAAGUUUGAUUAAUACAGUGUGAAGAGAAUUUAUUGAAGAAUAACAAAUAUUUUAAAAUCAGAAGAUUUGUCUGACUUUGACUUCUACAAAAUGAUAUUUUUAAUGGUUUACUGGACUGAGGUUGCCUGGAGUCUUUUAAGUAUGAAUGCUAUCUUGGAAAUCUGUAAUUUGAAGCAAGUAGUUAACUAGAACAUGGACCAUUACAACACAGUACAGGCCCUUUGGCCUGCGAUGUUGUGUCAACCUUUAACCUACUCUAAGAUCAAUCUAUCCCUUCCCUCCCACAGAGCCCUCCUUUUUUCCUUCAUCCACGUGCCUAUUUAAGAGUUUCUUAUAUGUCCCUAAUGUGUCUGCCUCUACCACCAUCCCUGGCAGGGUGUUUCACACACCCACCACUUUGAGUAAAGAAUCUCCCUCUGACAUCCCCCUCCCCCUACUUUCUUUCAAUCGCCAUAAAAUUAUGGCCCCUCGUAUUAGCCAAUUCUGAACUGGGAAAAAGAUUAUAUUCUGGGGUUUCCUUGGUUAGCUCUCGGUUGGAUCUAUUGAACGAAUGAAACAGUUGAACCUGGUCUGUGGUUUAAUUCAUCUUUGGAAAGUGGGGCUGCUUUUGUGGGUGCUCUCAUCAUGGCUGGGUUUUCCUUAAAUUUAAGUGUGUUUUUGUAUUUAAAUCCUGCAUCGGUUAUUCCAAUAUUGGUAGAAACAUGACCCUAAAGAUAUUGUGGAAAAUCUGUCAACCCGGAAGGACUGGGUAAGAGCAUACCUUUCUGAUUUAUGAGAUUGUUUGCUGGUUUAGAUUGAAUCACAUCUUUAUCUUAACAAUUGCAUUAAUUUAUUACACAAAGGAAAGUACUUUAGCCAUCUCUAGAUGUCCAGCCCCUGUAGGUAUAGCGGUCUGCAAAAAUUAAACUUCUUGAUAUGUUGUGGAUUUCAAUUUUCCAGAGUUUGUCCAAUGUGUGUAUAUUUUGUACUUGUGUCUGAAGUUUGAUUUCUUCUAAGUUGUAUAAUUAUCAUUAACCAAAUAGUGCUGGUCUUUUGUGGCAACUUUCUUAAAUAAACAUCAGCAGUUU
Mobula hypostoma (lesser devil ray) is the source of this 8448-nucleotide messenger RNA. It is a transcript of the gene elapor2b, whose product is annotated as endosome-lysosome associated apoptosis and autophagy regulator family member 2b. Gene Ontology annotation, cellular component: membrane. NCBI's taxonomy places the organism in Eukaryota, Metazoa, Chordata, Chondrichthyes, Myliobatiformes, Myliobatidae. The transcript has 22 exons. Bases 212 to 3220 code for a protein of 1002 amino acids. Gene Ontology annotation, biological process: positive regulation of BMP signaling pathway. The record is from RefSeq and is a predicted model, not a curated record.